This is a messenger RNA of Drosophila ficusphila, 932 nucleotides long. RefSeq names its product accessory gland protein Acp29AB-like. The transcript has a single exon. The record is from RefSeq and is a predicted model, not a curated record. Bases 30 to 812 code for a protein of 260 amino acids. NCBI's taxonomy places the organism in Eukaryota, Metazoa, Arthropoda, Insecta, Diptera, Drosophilidae.
UUGGGUCUUACAGGAUUUACACACUCAAUAUGCGAAGGUACUCCUAUUUUUUAUGGCUCUUCACCGUUUGCGGACUGUGGGGAAGCCAGGCCAAAAACCAGGAGAAAUGCUCAGUUCAUGAGAUUGCCACGAAUCAGCAAAAGUGGUUCGGAUACACAUCGGAAAAUCAGGCAGAAACUCAUGCGAAAAUAGACAAACUGAAGGCAGAGUUGGAAGGCCAACUACAGGCGCUACAGGUGAAUACGGAACUCCAACAACAGACGCUAAAGGACGUUAUGGAGUCUCAAAAGGGAGUCAUAAAACCGAAAAUAAACAAAAUGAAGGACGAGAUGGAAGGCCAACUACAGGCGCUACAGAAGAAAACGGAAAUCCUACUUCAGGAGCUACGGGAAAUUGCGUUGACUCAAAAGGCAGUAGUUGAGCCAAAACCUUCGCAAAAAGUUUCACAGACGCGAUCAAAACUGUUUGAAAAGAUUGGCUCGAGAUACUUCUACUUGGAAAAGAAUCUUUCAGUAAAUUGGUUUGAUGCGUUUCACAGAUGUCGUCAAAUGGGUGGAUACCUGGCUACAAUCAACGACGAGAAGGAAUUCAAGUUAAUCGAUUCUACCCGUCCAUAUUGGUUCGACAUCACCUCACUGGCCAAUAUAAAGACGCUUAUUUCCACUCGCACCGGGAAACCUCCACCAUACACUAAAUGGCAUAAAUUUCAUCCGAGGACCAACGUUUUUAUCUGUGCAGCCUUCAACAACGUGCUAAUGUGGAGUCAUAACUGUUAUGAUGAAUUCUCUUUUAUUUGCCAAAGUGACCAAUGAGAAUCGAUACAUUUAUUAUGUUUGCGAUAUGAAUUUCUUAUUAGAAAACAAAGAAACUUUUGGGUUUAGGGAGCAAUGAACAGAAAGAACUGUGAAUAAUAAAUCAGUUUUAAAUGUAUA